Heterotrigona itama is the source of this 2684-nucleotide messenger RNA. Lineage: Eukaryota; Metazoa; Arthropoda; Insecta; Hymenoptera; Apidae. The record is from the annotation of a GenBank genome assembly.
AGUGCUGAAAAAUCUUCUCAGGUCAAAGAGGUGUUUGACCGUUCAGUACUUGCCCCAGAAUCUUCGAAUCGAGAAGAUUGCGAGUUUUACAGCGAGUAUUUCUUCCUAGCGAUUUCUAACAUUUCCUUUACCUUUUGUUCCUGAAACAUUUUACGCUUUGCCGUUACAAUUUGGGAAUCUGAUAAUGUGAUUUUCUGUCCACGUCGAAUUAGUAAAAUUCAUACGAGUCGAUUUUCUAUUACUUUGAAGUAUUACUUUUACCAAUUUCAUCUAAUUACUUUUCCUUAGGUAAAAGUACUUAAAUGAUCCACUAACCGUUCCCAACUAAUGUUCCUAAUUACUGUAAUACCUUGUCUACGAACUACUGAAACAUUGUAUUACAUACAUGUGUAUAUAUAUGCGCCUAUAAUUUGUGCCUGAUAAUCCUCAGUCUGGAACUUGCAAACUAAGAUCGAAGUUCAAACUAAGUUAAAUUACGAAUACAAUCUGUCCCCGUUGAGCUGUAAUCUGUGCCAUAAAUGUGAUCGAUUUACGAAGCAAAUGAUUCUCUGUGAAGCAAACUGGCCCUACUGUCGAUGGUUUUUCAACUUUGAUUUUCAAAAAUCAAACGAUUAUUCUAGAAGUCGGACUUUCGUAUGUCUGAGUUACACUCGUUGUCAGAUAAGCGAGCAAAGACGACAUAGUGUUUCACGCGAUGACUCACAAAUCCUUUCGCGAUAUUUGACGUGGAUAGGCCGCCACCCGGUUCGCAAACUCCUCCUCUCGACGACGACUUAUCAUCCUCGCAGUUUGUUGUGCGUGAGCGAUCGAUCGUGAUAAACAAUUAUCGAGUAAUGAAGCGGUCCGUGGCAAUAAUUAAAAACGUCGAUGAAAAUUUCGAUAGCGGCGAUAUUUUUGCGAAUUGGGCGGCGCGAAUUCCCGCGAAUGACCAACGUUUCCUGAUAAGAACUGCGAUAUUGUACACGUAUCGAUCAGAGCCAAUUAUUUCACUCCGAUUUUGCGAAUACCGUCGACAUCAAGAUGAUCGAUUUAAUGUUGUCGCAUCGAUGGUUAAGCAAGCUAUGAUCGAUAUAAAAAAAGAGAUUACAUUCGAGAAAUGUGUGAUUGGUCUUGCUGGUUUAUCAAAAAAUAAUGGUUUCGAGGACUUUAUUCCUCGUCCAUGGAUUGACUUAAUGUCUUUGAACGAGAAUUUGUAAGUCCAAUUCUUGAGAUGAUAGUUGCAAUAAACAUUACAACCAUUGUUACAGAAAUUUUAUAAUGUAACAAUUGUACGAUUUUAUUAUUAAUAUUUUAUGUUUUUAUAUUAAUAUGUCGCGUAUAAAAGUGUCAAGCGUAUCGCAAUAUACUGACGGGAAUUUUUCUUUUAUUUCAGGGUAGUAUACAGCAGAGAAGCCAAUCAAAGGAAAAGACACGACUUCCUUUUCGUCCUUCAGGUGUAUUUCCUAGUACAAGCAAUAGCAGAAUCCAAAUCUAAUUCUCCAUAUAAAAGGAGAUCUCUAUAAAGAAAAUAUUUUCUUAACGAUGUUUUUAGACGAUCUAACAUCUUUUGAAUUUUCCCGACCAAGUGGCCAAUUUCUCGUCACAUUUGAAGGAAUCCAAAUCUUGCGACAAAUCGUUCCACGAUUCUCACCGAUUAUUGAAUUGUCGUUGAUGCACGAGGAAGCCUCGUCCGAUGUGAGCGAAGCUUAAAGCUCGAAACUACUUCGAGUCAACGACACCUGUGUUGGUGUGAGCGUUGCAGCGAGAGCGUGAGACAGGCAGCAAGAAAUAGAGGGGCGAGAGGGUGGGAUGAGGGUUGCCAGGGUGAGUUACAUCCGCAGGGAGGGCACCAAUGUUAUUAGAAUGCUUGGGAGUAGGUUCGUAAUCAGCAGUACUCGCUGGCUCUCCAAUUCGAGUCGAAUUCACAGCCGAAUCACGUCGUUAUUUAACGAGAUUAUGUCGUUAACCGGCAGGAUGCAGCCUCGGCCGAUGUCGAUCGCGAUAUGAAAUUAAACUCGUACAUUUUUUCCCUGAUUAACGAGCGCCGGAUGCGUAAUUGCGUUUACGCUUUACACGCUCGCCGGCUCGGCUGUCUCGUCGGAAUGUUCUGUUGUUUGCCCCGUUGUUCGAUCGAUCGAUCCAACACGUAUAAUGCUGGCAACUCCGCCUCUCUCUUCUUUAAGAAAUAAAAGUCGUAAUUAAUGAGUCGUAACGAAUACUUGCUGGAAACAUUGGGAACUUGCUUUUUCAAACGUUCCUGCUAGUACGCUGCGAAAGUGGCGACCUGAAAUUUGAAGAGAGUGAUUAGCUGAAAUCCGAGCAACGAUCCAACAAGAAGCAAGUAACAUCGUGGUAAGUGCGGGAAUUGAAAUUUCAUGCGAUUGUUUAUUGCGAGCGACUGAACGUGAGAGAAAUAAACGAAUGGUUGUUGAGUGAAAGAAGAGUUCAUAGUAAUCUAUGAUUUCUUCAUUUUGGAAUUUUAUCUAACAUUGAAACUGUUUUUUUAUUCCCCUGAAGAAAUAUUUGUCAGAAAUAAUUUCUUCUCAAUGCAAAGCCGAAUUUUGAAAUUAUCAAAGACAACAAUCACUCGCUACUGUAUUCUAACCUAAACAAAAUCGAGUCAAACCCUGCCCCUCUUGCUAAAGGAAACGCGAUCUUACAUCUAACGCUGCCUUCGCAUCGAAAUAGCACACGUCGACCGAUCA